Messenger RNA from Paramisgurnus dabryanus, 4399 nucleotides. It is a transcript of the gene arhgap11a, whose product is annotated as Rho GTPase activating protein 11A. Gene Ontology annotation, molecular function: GTPase activator activity. Lineage: Eukaryota; Metazoa; Chordata; Actinopteri; Cypriniformes; Cobitidae. Gene Ontology annotation, biological process: signal transduction. The record is from RefSeq and is a predicted model, not a curated record.
AAAAAUAUAAAACAGUCAUGGUGUCAGGGUAUAAUGGUGUUGUGAUAUAUACGGAAUUACACGGAACGGUUGCCAUAUUCAUAUUUAUAUAUUAACAUUAUAUACAUACAAUAUUGUAGACCCCAGUAUUUUUGUUAGUAAAUUGAUCUUUAACAUAUCUUUAUCAUAUCAAAUGUAUCGUACCUUAAAAGUUAACAUCACUAUUUAAGGACUCAGCACUAGUCGAGUGUACACACGCAUAACUCGCUUUCUUUAUUGGACAUGUCGAUGUAUUAUUACCAAAACAAAACAACAAUAGGAGUUACCUCUUAAAAGAAAGAAAAAACAAAUGGAAAAGAACAAAACUAGAAUUAUAAUGGCUCAAAUAAAACAAAAAAAGUAUACAAUUAAAAGAAAUGGAUAUAAAUUAAGAAAAAAACACAAAAUAAAAGCAUUGGAAAGAUUAUAAGUCGAGUGCUUCCAAUGUUCUUAGUGCUUCUUGUUAAGAGUAAAUACAAAUGCCUUUAAUACUUUUUUAUCUCUUGUAAAAAAAACAAGUUUGCAGUUAUAAAAUUUGCAUUUAUGUAUAUCAAAUCUACAAAAGUGCAGAAUUAGAUUUAUUAUAAAACAAGCAUUUAAAACUCCAUUAAAAAAAUCAAAAAAUAACAUUUUAGGACAAAGAUAUACAAACCAACAUAUUUCCAAAAAAGUAUAUUUGCACAACCAAAACAUUUCACUGUCAUUCUGACAUAACAUUUUUGUGUCAAAAUUAGAACUGCAUUUUUUCUUAGAAAUUUUGUAAUUUAUAAAUUAUGAAGUAAUUUAAAAUAAAAUUAUUUUACUAUGUACAAACUCGAAUCUAAUGUGUCAUCAUCAAUCACGAGAGUCAUAGGGGGCGGGCACAGUAGUACAGAAACAUCACGUGGCCAACUCUUGAUCAAUCAGAGUGCAGGAACCGUUGCGUGACGUAGGCAGGACGAAAUUUGAACGUCUUUCUCGAGCUGCCGUUGUGAAGUGAGGAAAUAAGGCGGACACCGGAUUUACAUGCGGAUAUUUAACGAAUAGCACGGUUAAAAACACGGUUAUCAUCAAAAAAAUGAAGUUUAUUUGCAACAGAACGAUUUUAUUAACCGUUAGAGAUGUUUGUUGAUUUGAGUCGGGUGAUUUUUAUUUAAACGUUUGAGGCGGAACUGUGGGGAGAAUAAACGGACGGACCGCUUGGCUUUGUGUAUUUAACACACAAUCCGCUUUUAUAUUUGACCUUUAAUGCUAUAUUCAUCAGUUUUACUAUAUUAAGGUGAUUUUAAAAAGUUUUAGUGGUCACGAUGAAAGUUUUAGAGAGGAAUGUGGUUCGUUUGGCUGUAGUUCAGCAUCUUCGGUCGGUUUAUGGAAUCAAAAUCAAGAACUGGAACAAAAACAGAAACAAACAGACUUCAGCAAACUCGGUGAGAGUUUUUGGUGUCGCACUUGAAAGUCUGCCACUCUGUCAUGUGUUAGACUAUGGAGACGUGCCCUGCUUUAUAGUUGAUGUUUGUACGAGUCUUAUGGAGCAUUUGGACACAGAGGGUCUCUUCAGGAAAUCUGGUUCUGUCGUUCGGGUCAAGAGCCUCAGGGGCAAACUGGACCAGGGUGAGGACUGUCUGUCCACUGCUGUCCCUCUGGACGUCGCUGGACUUUUAAAACAGUUCUUCAGGGAGCUGCCAGAGCCGAUUCUCACCACAGACCUGCAGGGUGCUUUUGUGAAGAUCCAGGAGCUGGCCACAGAAGAAGAGAGGACCUCAGCUACGAUUUUGCUGUCCUACGUGCUGCCCGACAGAAAUUUAAACACACUGCGCUAUUUCUUCAGUUUCCUCGAGAGCGUCUCUCUGCGAUGUGCUGAGAAUAAGAUGGACAGCAGUAAUCUGUCUGUGAUAUUCGCUCCGAAUCUUUUUCACUGUGGAGAUGGAGUAGAGAAGAUGAGCAGCAGUACAGAGAAGAAACUCAAACAUCAGGCGGCAGCUGUGCGGUGUCUUAUUGACAACGCUACAUCUCUGGGUGUUGUUCCUCAGUUUCUCAUGGAGAAGGUCCCAGCAAUGUUGGGCUGUGAUCCUGGCAUGUUCUCGCCCUUUUCUGUGUCUCUGGAGGACAACAACAGUCACUUGGACGUGAAGAAAAGCAACAGACGCAGUUUAGGAGACGUUGUAAAUGGAGCUCUGAAUAAGUUUAAAACUAGCAGAACUCCAACAAAUACCCCACAGUCUGACCGAGCAGUUUUCUCUACCGCCACUCCUGUCAUCAUGACUCCGAACUCGAAGCGUAAGCUGCCUCAAGAGUCACAAACUCACAGCUUCUCCAACAAGAAACGUAGGUCUAUCAAGAAGAACCUCGGUCUGGAGCUGUUUCCUAAUGCUCUCUUUGGAGGAACAUCUACGCCUGGAUCAACUCACAGUGCGUCAGGAGUAUUGGACUCGUCUCACAGCGCUUUACUCUCUUCAGUGGGCAGAAACACUCGUUCAUCCAGGAGGAAGAGUAACAGACUGCGCGGUCGAAGCGUGAGCAGAGUUGAGUCAGGAAAGACGGGCUGUUUCUCCCCCAGAUGUGCUAAAAAAGAGCCCACACGGAAAUCCCUGCGUCAGCGCUUCAGUCUGGGAAAAUCCAGUCGAGAACCUACCAUGAUUACACAUUCACAACUGGGGCCAAAGGGGUCAGAGGCCAUAGGUUGGCGUCUAGCGACACAAGAGAGCUCUUCGGGUUUUAACUUCACCAAAGAAUCUGCGUUUAGUCCGGCUGUUUUAAACAAGAGUCCUUCAAAAGGCUCCAAGUUAAUGAGUAAGUGUGAGUUUAACCUGCUGAGUCCACCGUGUGAUUCUUCAGAUCACAGGAGUUUAUGGAGCGGACAGACACCGGAUGUGACCUUCAGCUUCCCAUCACAUUCAUUCUCUGAUACACCUGUGAGCGAAUUCAGCUCUGAACCAUCCGUGACUGUGAGCAAACCUCUGACAGUCCAUCAUCUACCCAAGAGCAUCUGCAGCGAUCCAUUCAGUGAUCCGACACCAGCUGCCUGUGAUGAUCCACAACGUGAUCUCACUCCAAACUCACUGCCCUCAGAAAGCAAAUUCAUAGAAAGUCGUCCUGUUUUAGACUCUGGUAAAAGCACGGUAAAAGAUGAUGAUGUGACAUUUGGGGAGUUUGUUCCUUUGUCACCUCUACAUAUAGACAGCACAAUGUUUGAGACUGAACCGGCCCGUGACGGGUCUCUGUGUUUCGAAGAUGAAAGCCAGCGUUACUUAAACGAGUCGACUGUGCGAUCUAAAGACUGCAGUCAACUGAUUGAUGCUCUGGACAUCCAAAGUCCUGUGGCGUUCAGACCUGACACAUCCAUCAGGGUUCAGUCCACCCCAUACACAUCUAGAACCCAAAAGACAGAGGAAACGUCCCCCUUAAAGGCGUCUGACGGGCUGCACACAGAGAAACUCACACACAACUCUCCUGCUUCGGUCCAAAGCCGUCGAAUGAAAGUCGCCGACCAGAUUAAACUUUUCAACAUGAUGACGCUGAAUUCACCCAAAGACAAAGUGAUCCGAUCUCCCCUGAAGUUCCAGCGGACGCCCGUCCGUCAGUCUGUCAGAAGGAUCAACUCUCAGCUUGGAACGACGGGCUCGUGUGCGGUCCGUUCUGUUACGAAGGCCGUGAGUUUCGAGAGCGGUUUGUGCGUUGGGGCGAGGCGACAGACUGCAACCGUAGACGACUCUCACCAGCAGCCUACAUUCAUAAAACCCAAACCUCUAAAGAAAGCAGCGGUCACACGUAACACCGCAUUAGACAACAUCACGAAUAAAGCACCAAAGGUAAAGAGUGACACUAAAAACACACCGACUGAUCUGCCUGUCAAAUCUGCCUGUCUUCAUGUGGAUAAGAGUGAAAUGAAUCAUUAUAGAGGUUCACCCAGAAACCCCCUGACGGAGACCAAACUACUGUCAGCCAUGAAGCCCAUUAACCUGUGAAACAUCAACUCUUACAUUCAGGGCUCUUAAUUUAUUCUGCUGGGGUGAAUGCUGAUUGGUUUAAAGGUGAAUGAUAUAUUUUUUAUUAUUUUAUCAUGUUCAAACAUUUUUUUUCUUUUAUUUUGAUGGUUUGUUUUAGAUGAUUGAUUGAUGCUGGAGUUAUGUUCAUGACUUUGUUUAGAGUAAAAAUGGAUGCUUGUCAAUUAGAUUAGAAAAAAGUUCAAGAAAAAGUUUUGUUAUUUGAGUUUUUUUUAUUUAUAUUUUAUGCAAACGUUUGAUUUUGUUGUUAAAAGUCUUAAAAACACCGUUCUCAUGGUAAAGCAAGAAAACUGUAUGAAUAUGUCGAGCAGUAUUAUAAACUUCUGUGCUGUCAGUUAUUUACUCUUGUUGCCUUAUAUUAUUUACUUUUGGACAUAAAGUUGUCAAACUGUUCAAUU